Monodelphis domestica (gray short-tailed opossum) is the source of this 4848-nucleotide messenger RNA. Its product is annotated as apolipoprotein L2-like. Gene Ontology annotation, biological process: lipoprotein metabolic process; lipid transport. Gene Ontology annotation, molecular function: lipid binding. The record is from RefSeq and is a predicted model, not a curated record. Lineage: Eukaryota; Metazoa; Chordata; Mammalia; Didelphimorphia; Didelphidae. Gene Ontology annotation, cellular component: extracellular region; membrane.
UGCAGAGCAACACACUACAGCCAGUGUUUCAGGUAGUUGUAGAGCUGAAAGAACAUUUAUAAUUUUUGCAUUAGUGAUCAUUUUACCAGCUGAUGUUAAGAAAUCUCUUUGAUGCCAAAGGGUACCCACAGUGUGACAUACUCCAAAGGCAUAUUUUGAAUCAGUAUAUAUUGUUGCUUUUUUGUCACUCAUGAUUACCUAGACUUGUUUUAACGCUAUUAAUUCUGUACCUUGUACACUUAUAUUUGAUAGAAGUGAAGCUGACCACAGAGUUGCAAAUUCUAUGACUACAUCUGCUCCAGUAUAAUGUACCCCAUCUCUCAUAAAGGAAGAACCAUCUGUAAACAAAACUAGAUCUGCAUUUUCUAAAGGAGUAUCCAGGAGAUUUUUAUGAGGUUUUUCUACCAUAGACACUAAUGAUUCACAACUAUGCAAUGGUUCUCCUUUGAUUGGUAAAUCUGGAAGAAAUAUAGCAGGGUUGAGUGUUGUGCAGCAUUUUAAAGUGAUAUUUUCAUUGCCUAAUGAAGUUAUUUCAUAUCUUGUAAGCCUUUGGUCUGAGAAGGGAGAAGGCCUGUGUUCUAUGCCUUAGCAGUAAAGCUUCUACUUCAUGAGUGCACGGUAUUAUUAGUGGGCAUCCCAAUACUAAGUCUGCAGAUUUUGUUACUAGCAAAGCUGUUGCAGCUACUCCUCUGGGGUAUGGUGGUGCUCCAGAAGCUAUUGGAUCUAAUUAGGUGCUGGACAGGUCUUAACACUUGUGUUAAAAUGCCUGAGGCUACCCUCUCUUCAUUCAUGCACAUGCAGAAUGAAUGGUUUCUUGUAAUCUGGAAUGCCUAGUGCAAGGGCAGAAAAAAUUGCCUGUUUUUUUUUUUUUUGGAGACACCACUGAAACUUUGAUUUUGAGAUUUUAUGUCCUCUGUUAUAUAAUUCCAAUAGGAGAUGUUUGCUAUCUUCUUGGCAUGCUUCUGCAUUUUGUUGAGGCCAAGAGCAAAUCAUCCACAAAAUGUAUUAAAUGGCUCUCCUUAAACUCUAUAUUUGCCAAGUCUUGUGUCAAAAUUUGGGAAAAUAAAGUUGGACUUUGUACAUAACCCUGAGGCAGACAGCACUAUGUAUUUUGAGACCCUUUCCAUGUGAAUGCAAAUAUGUUUCAGGAAUCUUCAUGGAAGGAGAUUUAAAAAAAGGCAGAACACAAAUCUAUUACUGUAAAAUAUUUAGUGGUAGUAGGACUAGAGGAAAUAAUAGUUGAUGGACUUGAAACAACAGGAUGUCUUUUGAUAAUGUAAUUAUUAAUAGGCUCUUAAAUCUUGAACAAAUCUAUAUACUGAUCUUCCACAUUCAUCUAAUUUCAGGUUUUUAACAGGCAAGAUAGAUGUAUUGUAUUCUGAUUUGCAUGGAAUUAUUAUUUUCUGUUUGAUUAAAGAAUUUGUCUCUGGGGUAAUUUCCUCAAUUUCUUCUUUUGAUAAUGGAUAUUGUGGAAUAGACAGAGGUGGACCACCUCUCAUUCUAAUUUGGACCAGAAUAGCUGAUUUAAGCAGUUCUACAUUGGUAGAAGAUGUCACCCAGAGAGAUUCCGGUAUAUCUGUUGUUUUUUUAAAAGGUUGGACUUUUAUCCACCUCCUGAUUAUCUAAAAAGAGUACUGGGAACAAAUUUAGAGAUUCUUCAGGUAAUUCUAAUGUAAUAUCACCAUAUUGAGUACAUAUUAUUGUGGCUCUUAUUUUACACAAAAGAUCUCUCCCUAGUAAAUUCAUUGGGGAGUUAGGCAUUAGAAGGAAUUAAUGUUCUACAGAUAAAGGUCCCACAGACACCAUUCGUGGUAAAAGCUUUGGACUUCCAAAGGUUUUCUGGAUACAACCAUAACAUAAAUAGAGCCAAUAGAAUUACAAUUAGAAUCAGGUGUACUCAUUAGCACAGAUCUUGAUGCCCCAGUAUCUAGAAGACAAACAUAUUACAUAUUUCCCACUUUUGGUGUCACACGUGUUUCAGUGUUAUCUGGGAGAGAAUGAACUGGUAUAACUGGUGUAAUUAUAUCAGUGUCUAGAAAAUCAAAUGUUUUAAUCUUUGAUUCCUGAGUUGUUCCUCCCCUGGAAAACCUUCAUAAAAGUCCAUGUGCACCUCUCUGAGAUUCCUUGCAUUGAGGAGUAUUUACAUUUUGAUUAUUAACUGGACUUGCCCCAUUAUGGAUAUAUUGUAACAAGUCAUUUGCCUCAUUUUGGUUAAAAGGAAUGACACUUGUCACCAGCAGGCUUUUUAAUAGUCUUGGUUUAUUCCAUCAAGCUCUCCUCUAAAAGACUUCAGGCUUCUGUUUUUACUUCAAGUUUCUGCUUGCUUUCUGAGCCAGAAGCAGUCUCUAUAUCCCUUCAAACAGGGGAAACAACUUAGCUCAUUAUUGGAAUUAAACAGUCAACAAAAAUAAUUUUGACUAGAGCCUGGCAUCUGGAGCCAGGGAGGGAAUUUCUUCCUACCCUCCAUAUCUCCAUCAAGGUUAUGUCAUUGUCUUCUCUUCAACUGUGUCUUCUUUGUGAACUUACAUGAUAGAGGAGGGAGAGUUUGGGGGGAUUUAACCCCUUGAUCCCCCACAGUGAGUAAAAAGGGAUUUCAGCUCCAAAGGUGGCACUCAGGCUAACGAUGACUCAAGCAAGGACCUAAACAGUCAGAACAAUUUGCCUUCUUUCUCCAUUCAUUCCUAGUCUCCUUCCAAGGACCUCUUAGUCCCACGGACUCCAAGCACUACAUAACUGAGACUAUCUGGGAAAGAGAAUAACUGAGGCUGAGAGAGGAAACCUCUGGUUCUGCAGAGCUGCUUAUGUCCUUCCCCCUCUGGGACCUAUACACCUCUAGACUGCUAGUGCUCCCCUCAAGUCUGGGGCUUCCUGAAAGAGAAUGGUACCCUUGGGCUCACUGGCAUCAACCACCAGCAGUGCCUUGCCAUGGAACUGUUUCAAUAUAUUUGGAUAAAAUGCACUUACACAAUGUUUUUCUUACAUUUUAUGUUCCUUCUUCCUGGCCAGAAAUGGAUGACUUUGAGGAGUUUUGGGUCUCAAAGAGCAGAGAAGAUUUGAAUCAAUUGCUGUCUGAUGACCAGGCUUGGGAGAAAUUUGUGGCUGAGUGGGCUCUCAUGAGAAAUAAUGCUGAUUACCUGGGGUAUCCUGUCACAGUGAUAAAAGCUGAUGCUCUGAAAAUGGAGAGCCUAGAGGAUUCUGAUAAAAUCACAGAUGAUCCUGAUAAAGUCACAGAUGAUCCUGAUAAAAUCACAGAUGAUCCUGAUGAAAACAUGGAUAAUUUUGAUGAAAAUAUGGCAUUCGAAAAAAUGGAGCAUGAACUGGACAUGUUUUUGUGUAAAUAUCCCAGGUUAAAAUUGGAACUAGAGAAGUAUAUCCAAAACCUUUAUAGCACGGCAGACAACAUUGAUGAGAUCCACAAGGACUGUACGAUUACCAAUGUAGUGGCGGGUUCCACUGGGGUGGUCUCUGGAAUCUUGACUAUAAUGGGGAUUGCACUUGCACCUGUAACUGCAGGAGGGAGCUUGGCCCUCUCUAUAACUGGGAUAGGGUUGGGAGCAGCAGCCACUGUCACUGGUGUCUCUGCAGGCAUUAUUGAUCAUGUGAAUGACUUAAAAGGGAGGAAACUUUUAAGUGAAGUUGAGGGAAAUACAAAUGCUAAUGUUGCUGAGAAAGUUCUGUUUAAGGAGGCAUCUAAACUCUUUUCUACAUUGAAUAAACAUAGUCAAAUCUUCAAAGACUUUGAUAAUCACUGGAAAGCGUUCCAGGUAACCAAAACCAAUCCACACUUGAUGGAAGCUUCCCAUAGGCUUAUGACAGGUGCACAAAUCUCCAGCAAAAACAGGAGGCAAAUUAAUAAGGCUUUUCGGGGCACAACAUUGGCCCUGACCAAACAAGAGAGGAUACAGAGUGCAACAUUGGCAGGAGCUUCUAUUCUGGUAGAUGUAAUCAACAUUGUGAAAGAUUCAAUGCAUUUGUCAAAUGGGGCAAAGACUACAACAGCAAUGAAACUGAGGGAGUAUGCUCAGGCUCUGGAAAAGAAACUCGAGGAACUCUCCAACCACUUUGAGAAACUGCAGAAAAUGAAGAUUCAAUAUAAUCUAUUGAGUAGAUGGCCCUAAGUAAUGGGCCAGGGUAGGCAAUGGUCAAUGGAUGGGGGUGAGUCAGAAAGAGAAUAAAGGGGACUCCACUCUAGGUUCAAGUGUUGGGGAGUCAGGUCAUUGAUAAAAAGAAAAUCCAAUAUACACAGACUAUUUAGAAUAACCCUUUUUCUAGUAGCCAAGAAUUGGAAACAGAAAAUAUGCCAAUCUAUGGGAGAAUGGUCAAAUGAAUUGGGGCAUAUGAACAUAAUGAAAUAUUUUUGUGUGCUUAGUAUAGUGCCCAGAAAAUGAUUGGGGCUUAUGAAAUUUUUGUUAACUAUAAAAGAUGACUAAUAUCAUGAAUAUAGAGAAACAUGGAAAGACUUACAUGAACUGAUACAGAAUGAAAAAAAAGUAGAACCAACAAAGUAGCAUACAAAAUGGUUAUAACAAUGUAAAUGGAAAAUAAGAGCCACAAAAGAAUUAAAAGUGAAUGUUGCAAAAUUACAAAGAACAAACAUGACUCUCCAAAGAAGAGAUGGGAAAGGAUACCUAGCCCAACUACUUGGCAGAGGUGGGAAGUCUAUAGGCAGGGAACGUGGCAGAUUUUUUUCAAUAGAUUGAUCUGUUUUGCUGAUUUUAUCUCCUUUCUUCUUUCUCUUUUUCUUUAAAAUAUGUUUCAGUUGUAAUAAUACAUGUAUAUCCCAGUGGAAUGACUUGUCAACUCCAGUAGUGGGGAGGGGAAAAGGUGGAGACAACAUGAAUCAUGUAA